This is a messenger RNA of Melanotaenia boesemani (Boeseman's rainbowfish), 1612 nucleotides long. It is a transcript of the gene ndfip2, whose product is annotated as Nedd4 family interacting protein 2. Gene Ontology annotation, biological process: vacuolar transport; positive regulation of protein ubiquitination; ubiquitin-dependent protein catabolic process. The coding region runs from base 221 to 997 and encodes 258 amino acids. Gene Ontology annotation, molecular function: WW domain binding. The record is from RefSeq and is a predicted model, not a curated record. Gene Ontology annotation, cellular component: perinuclear region of cytoplasm; endoplasmic reticulum; Golgi apparatus. The transcript has 8 exons. NCBI's taxonomy places the organism in Eukaryota, Metazoa, Chordata, Actinopteri, Atheriniformes, Melanotaeniidae.
GCUUUACUCUGUUGGUCAGGAACAACGGUAUUUUGCUAAGCCAGCGUCCCGAGACUGAAGUCGUUUCUUUCAUAGCUUUAAUUUCUUUGGUUAGAGUCGUUUGUAGACAGAAGUAUUUCUAGUUAGUUACAGGAAAUUUGGGACUAAACACAAGUAAGGCUUUCCUCAUCCCCCCCCUCUUUCUCCUGGCUGGCAUCCUCGCCAGCUGCAUCUCGUCGGGAUGGACCCAGCAAGCCGAUACCAAGUGUUGCACAAUGAGGACGACUGUCCCGAAGCCUCGACCAGCGAGGAGCAGCCGUGCACUUCUGCAACAGCCCAAGCCGAAGCAUCUGGACAGAACCAGAACCAGGACCAGGCUCAAGCAAGUCCGGCCCCUGUCCUGGCAGCAGAGGAGGCAUCAUCCUCCAGGACUCAGGGGGAUGCAGAGGCACCGCCUCCUCCUUACGCCUCCAUCGACCUGGGUGCAGCCGCUGCAGCACCUGAGACCAGUUUCCAAGGCGACUUUCCGGUGCCUCCGCCCUACAGUGUCGCCACCUCAUUACCCACAUAUGAUGAGGCAGAGAAGGCUAAAGCAGCUGCCAUGGCUGCCUCCACAGUGGAGGUGUUGCCCCGGGACGAUGACUUCCCCCCAAGAGAUGACUUCAGUGAUGCUGACCAGCUUCGAGUUGGGAAUGAUGGGAUCUUCAUGUUGGCCUUUUUCAUGGCCUUCCUGUUCAACUGGAUCGGGUUCUGCCUUUCUUUCUGUCUGACCAACACCAUCGCGGGACGCUACGGAGCCAUCUGCGGCUUCGGCCUCUCGCUCAUCAAGUGGAUUCUCAUCGUGAGGUUCUCUGACUACUUCACUGGCUACUUCAACGGCCAGUACUGGCUCUGGUGGAUCUUCCUGUUGCUCGGUCUCUUGCUGUUCUUCAGAGGUUUCGUGAAUUAUCUUAAGGUCCGCAACAUGUCAGAAAACAUGGCGACCUCUCACAGAACACGCCUCUUCUUCCUCUACUAAAGGUUUCCAUCAGCACUCCUUCCCUCCCCUCGAAUGACCUGACCGAGGAGCUUAACAGCGAAGAGAGGAGAUGGAGAAGGAAUGAAGGAAAGAAGUAAUGUUAACAUAAAUUUAAUCUGAAGCUUCUCCUAAACGUAGCCGAUACAGCCAUCUUUGACCAUCAGAUUUUCAUUUUCCUUUGAUUCAAAGCUCCUCGUGCCGUCUUUACUGGUCCAGCUCAUGUUCCACAUCUCAGAAGCAGAACUUGCAUUUACUCAAAAAAUAAAAAAAAAAGCACAAUGAGCCUGUUUAACAUAGUCAACAUGGAGGACGUGGACGGCUUUUCUCCCCAGCUUUGUCUCCGACAACCACAUCAACAAAGUAAAACUCAGAUUUCUCUGUGAAGUGUUUCACAUUACAAUAGAUCCGUCCAGUUUUAUUUUAAAGUGCACGAACCUGUUUAUAUCUCACAAACCGUGAUGCUUCCACAUGAGCUGAAAGACGGAACACGAACUGGUUUCUUGUUAAAAGCAAAACCUUAUUUAUUCUGACACUUCAUCUCAACUCACAGUAAAACGUCUGCUUUCUCAUCUCCAAUCUCGCAUCUGAAGCUACCAAGGAGGUAAAAAAUUAAAU